UACAAGAGCAUCUCUCAAGAUGUAAGUGUCGCCAUCUAUAUGCGAAUUUAAUUAAAAUAUAGUAUUUGUUUAUGUGUCAGCUGUUGACAAACACGAGACAAAUGUGUUAGACCGGAAUUUGGACUUUCGUUUUUGAUUUAUGCGGCUUAACUACUUAUCAUUUGAGAUUUGAUAAAUUGGUUAAAUUCCAUUAUUGCACAUGAAUUGCAGUAAAGCAUUGGAGGCCAAGAUAGAUCAAAUAGUUACAUCAUUUUUAGGACCAAAUAAGAGGUCAAAAUUUGUUGUCAGCGAUGAUGAUACAAUACUUGUGAAUUGCCCCUUAAAGUUAUUGGAAAAUAUUAAUUUAGAGCAACCAACAAGCCAUAUUUUAUAUGAAUCUUUGUUAGCUUUUCAUAAUGAAUAUGGAUGUGGAGUAAACUCAUUCUUAUUAAUGUGGAGUGGUUGGUUUCGCUCUAUAAAGAAAUUGUUAGAGAGAGAACCAACUUAUGUAAACAUCUUUGAAGAAUUAAUAGCAGGAUUGGAAUAUGUCAUUAAUUUCAUAAAAAGUCAAGAAAUUUCCUUGUCAAAUGUAGUUCCUUUAGUUUAUAAACAUAUAAGAGAGAUAACUUUAACAGAUCAAUUAAAAGAUAGAAGUUCAAAUUUUUUAAGUGGCAUAUCUAUGAAAACUUUAUUUAAAACUGAAACCACAAAGAGCAUUAACAUAAUGAAACAAAGUCGUCAUUUAUGUCAAUUAUUAAAUGCAGAACUGUCUGAGGAAAAUCAUCAAUUAGAAGAGAGGGCAUUUAAAAAUUCAAAAAGGUUAAAUGACAACAUUAUAAAUGAACUGAGAUUUUUAUUAGAAAAAUUAUCUCAUGGUUGUGAUGCUCUUAUUCCAUUAAUUAUUGAUGUAUGGAAAAAACAGAUUCAAGAAUUUUUUUCUGUAAGAUUUAAAAAAGAAUUUAUCAUGACAUAUACCAUUCCUGGUCAGAGUUUUAGUUACAGUUUUGUUGUUGAUGGAAUUGUAGUCAAAUGUCAAGAAAAUUAUAGAACUCUUCUCAGUGAAAAUAAAUCUUACAAUGCAUUACUUGUUGGUGGUGAUGUUAUUCCAAAUUAUGUUCAUCUUGGUUUCACACCUAAAGUUAGUAUUGAAAAUAUUACAAAUGAAAUUCCUGUUACAAAUGAUUCAUGGUUAGAAAGAGUCAUAGACACCAUUAAAAAGCUGAGAGUGAGUUUAUUGCUUGUGCAAGGAAGAGUUAAUGAAGAUCUAAUUUAUUCUUUAAAAAAUUCAGUUAUUGUCGUUAAACAUGUUCCUUAUUCAACUUUAAAACUUCUCUCUGACUGUACUAAAGCAAACAUUGUGUCAUAUUUGGACAAUAGCAGAGAUAUAAAUACUUGUUCAGUUACAAUGGAAGAACUUCACACAAAUAAAGAUGUUAAAAAUGGAUGUAAGCAUAUUGUUAUUAAAGUUGCAAAUAAUUUCAUUCAGACUGUAGUCAUCUACCAUGAAUUAUUACAAGCAGCUAGUCAGUUGGAACAUCAAUUUUGGCAUUUGGCUAAUCGUCUUUCUCAUGUCUGCAAUGCUGAAAAAAUUCUUAGAGGAAAUGGCCAAAUUGAAAAGAUCUGUAUGGAAAAAUUAUACCAAUAUGCUGAAAAUCAUUGUGUGAUAUUACGACUUCAGUAUAUGUGGCGGACAGAUGUAAAGUCAAAUGAAAUGACUUAAACUUGAUUUUUAUUUUUCCAUAUACUUUUUUGACAAACAACGUAUAAUCGAGAAUGACGUAAGUUGAGGUAUACCUGUACAUUCCAACAGUUAAUACAUAGACAAUAUGUUCAUUUCUUCCUUUCCCAAAUAUUUAGAAUUAUGAAAUUAAACUGCAUUUUCCUAGAACUUGAAUGAUGCCCACAGGAAAAAGUCACAUGGGGUUAGGACCUUCAACGAGUGCAAUCACAUCACUAACUGUCUGUGCAGACACUGGUUUUACCCUCUACCAGGCCGAAUGGUAAGGAUCAAAUUUCUUUAUCAAGUCUUUCAAUACAUUAAUUGAUAGAGGACCUCUAUGCAGGUUGUUACGGGUUCUAAACUCAUGAAGAGUGCCCGGUAUGCUCGAUUGGUUAAGAUGAUAAAGUUUCACAAGCAACUCAUGCUGAGGUAACAAAAGUUGCAUGUUGAACUCUGCUGAAGUCUGGAAUGUGCUUCAAACUUUUGUCCUUGUCUUUUAAGCUCAAAUUAGGUGGCACUGCUGUUGACCACGUCAUUGUGAAUUUGGAUUUUGAGGUGUUACCAGCAUGUUAUGCAAAUUUUUAGUUGUUUCACUACAGCAGUGCCAAAUCCAUCCAUACUGGCGAAUUUAGGUACUACUUUUUUUCUUUGUGGAAUCUCUUUCCCGUGUUGUCCUUAGUCACUCUCCCAAAUUUGGCGACAGUCCGGCUGUUAGACUGCUCUACAGAUGUCUCUGAGUACCAUCAGUUUAAAAAAAACACCCUGUAUAUAUAUUAUUUAAAGAAUAAUAUAGUUUUAGUAUUAUACUCACGCCAAGUAAUAGUAGUAAUAAAAUAAAUUUUUAUUGUGUACGUACACAGUGAAAAUCUAUUUUACUAUUAAAAGAAUAAUGUUUAAAUUUCACAUAUUAUAUGAAAAAAAUUUUAUAAUUUUUUCCAACAUUUAAUAAAGAGUGAAGUAUGUGAUUUUAUCUUUCUCUGAAUUCACUUCCUUUCAAAGGCAAUGCAUCUUCUGAAUGUGUCACCAGGAACCAGAAUUCAUCUAUUGGAUAUAGACUGUAAUAUUACCAAGACCUCAAAAUAAAAGAAAGGGAUUGAUGACAACAGACAGUGUGUUCAUUGAUCAUCCCGAAUCGGUUGGAGUCAAGGUUCGCUAUCUAGUCGGUUAUCAGCCUCAACCUUCUCAGUUCUCCUGCCGUUCCACUAUUUUGGAUAUUGGAUGAUUUAAUCUUGAAGACAUCCACGUAUCUGGAAAGCUAUCCCUCGUCCAGGGACAUCUUACCAACAUUUGUACCUCUACCUAAUCUUCGGAACUUCUCCAGCGCCACACAUCACCCAUCCACAAUCACCACCUGUCACACCUCUGGAAGUCCCCAGAAAGGGUUCAUCUCUAAAAAUUCUAAUGUAUUUA
Centruroides sculpturatus (bark scorpion) is the source of this 3109-nucleotide messenger RNA. It is a transcript of the gene beta-Man, whose product is annotated as beta-mannosidase-like. Gene Ontology annotation, molecular function: beta-mannosidase activity; ATP binding. The record is from RefSeq and is a predicted model, not a curated record. The transcript is spliced from 11 exons. NCBI's taxonomy places the organism in Eukaryota, Metazoa, Arthropoda, Arachnida, Scorpiones, Buthidae. Gene Ontology annotation, biological process: photoreceptor cell maintenance; glycoprotein catabolic process; chaperone-mediated protein complex assembly. Bases 200 to 1699 code for a protein of 499 amino acids.